Dothidotthia symphoricarpi CBS 119687 is the source of this 837-nucleotide messenger RNA. Its product is annotated as S-adenosyl-L-methionine-dependent methyltransferase. Lineage: Eukaryota; Fungi; Ascomycota; Dothideomycetes; Pleosporales; Dothidotthiaceae. The record is from RefSeq and is a predicted model, not a curated record. Bases 1 to 837 code for a protein of 278 amino acids. The transcript has 2 exons. Gene Ontology annotation, molecular function: methyltransferase activity.
AUGGUGAACAGAAGUACACAAGCGUGGCAAGGCUCAGCUUAUUUUCUCCCUUGCGACAACGAGGAAUCUCAUCGUCUCUCUCUCCAACAUGAGUUUAUUACCCGCACACUUUCAGGCUCGCUCCUCCUACUCCCCAAGUCCUUCAUCUCCAACUUAGAUUCUGAGGAUACCAAGGUCCUCGAUGUAGGCACUGGUAACGCGGUGUGGCUCUCUGACUUCCAUUCCAUGAUUUCCUCCACCGCACAGCUUGUUGGGAUCGAUAUCGAAGGCAGAAUGUAUCCCGCCAAGUACCCACUACAAAUGAGCUUCGAAGUCGGCUCCGUCUUGUCAUUGCCCACAAGCUGGUCAAACAGCUUCGACUUAGUGUACCAGCGUCUCCUCCUCGCCGGACUCAAGAUUUCGGAUUGGCCAACUGCCAUCUCGGAAGACUUUCGCGUACUGAAAAGUGGAGGGUAUGUUCAGCUUGUCGAGGUUGACUUGCGCAAUAUGGACGUCGGACCGAAUUCUGCACGCCUGCUUGACACCCUCAAGAAGCUGUUCGCUAUGAACAACAUGGACCUCAACCAAGCAGAUUCCUUGCCUUCUCUUGUUAAGGGAGCUGGCUUUGUUGAUGUACAAGUGCAUGACAAAGAAUGGAGAUUACAUGGGGAUUCAAACGUACUAUCGAGAGAGAAUGCUCUCAGAGGCCACAGAGGCCUUAAGGGUCCGGUCGUCAAGUACGGCUUGUUUAGCUCCGACGCUGAAUUUGACGAUAUGAUGACUGGAGUGGAAACGGAAUGGAAGUCUACUCUUGGGAAAGCUUUGAUUAUACGUGUCAUUACAGGCAGAAAGCCAUAG